Messenger RNA from Diversispora eburnea, 1320 nucleotides. Lineage: Eukaryota; Fungi; Glomeromycota; Glomeromycetes; Diversisporales; Diversisporaceae. The record is from the annotation of a GenBank genome assembly.
AUGGUACGUUUGGAUGAACAAUAUGAUGUCAUCGUUGUUGGUACCGGUUUGACCGAGUGUAUUCUUUCGGGUUUAUUAUCUGUUGAUGGAAAAAAAGUUCUUCAUAUGGAUAGAAAUGACUAUUAUGGAGGUGAAAGUGCCAGUUUGAAUUUAACACAACUUUACCGAAAGUUUCGUCCGGGUGAAGAACCCCCACCAGAAUUGGGACGUGAUCGUGAUUAUAAUAUCGAUCUUAUUCCUAAAUUCAUGAUGGCUAAUGGAGAACUUGUAAAAAUGCUUACUCAUACCGAUGUAACACGUUAUCUCGAGUUUAAACAAAUUUCCGGUUCUUAUGUAUAUCGAGACGGUCAAAUUUCUAAGGUGCCGGCUAGUGAAUUUGAGGCUGUUCGUAGUCCAUUGAUGCGAUUAUUUGAGAAGAGAAGAGCAAAGAAAUUCUUUGAAUAUAUGCAAAAUUGGCGAGAGGAAGAUCCUAAUACCCAUCAAGGGAUCGAUCUUAAUAGCGUACCGAUGUCUAAAGUUUAUGAAAAAUUCGGUCUUGAACCUGGCACUCAAGACUUCAUUGGUCACGCUAUGGCAUUGUAUCUGAAUGAAUCAUAUCUAAAUCGUCCCGCUCGCGAGGCUUAUGAAAGAAUUAUUCUUUACAUUUCGUCAGUCGCUCGUUACGGAAAGAGUCCUUAUAUUUAUCCAUUGUAUGGUUUAGGUGAAUUGCCUCAAGGUUUUGCACGUUUGAGUGCUAUUUAUGGUGGUACUUAUAUGCUUGAUAAGUCAGUUGACGAAAUUGUUUAUGACUCGAACGGUCAGGUUUGUGGUGUACGCUCGGGUGACAAGAUUGCCAAAACAAAACAAGUUAUUGGUGAUCCAUCCUAUUUUCCUGGAAAAGUUCAGAAAGUUGGCAAAGUAGUUCGUGCUAUUUGUUUGUUAAAACAUCCCAUACCAAACACUGAUGAUGUUGACUCUAUUCAAUUGGUGAUUCCACAAAAUCAAGUUAAUCGGAAACACGACAUUUAUAUUGCUAGCGUAUCUUCUUCUCAUAAUGUCUGUGCAAAAGAUUACUAUCUCGCAAUCGUUUCCACUAUUGUCGAAACAGACAAUCCUGAGGCUGAAAUUAAACCUGGCCUUGAUUUACUUGGAACAAUUAAACCAAUUGAGGACGGUUGUAAAGAUCAAGUUUUCAUCUCUUGUUCAUAUGAUGCAUCUUCUCAUUUUGGAACAGUAUGUGAUGAUGUUAAAGAUAUCUACCGAAGAGUUACUGGCAAAGACCUUGUUCUUAAACAAAGGCUGAGACAAGAAGAAGAACAAAGAGAAAUCGGUGAAACUUAA